AUGAGUUUUAUACAUGACAAACAUCAUCACACAAGUGCUAAACUCGUUGGUAAUGCAGUGAAGCGAAAGUUGAAAGAUUCUCGCACGAUAUACACACCAAGUGAUAUAAUCAGAGAUGUGAAACAAAACUUUGGUGUCACCAUUAAUUAUUGCAAAGCUUGGAGAUCGAGGGAGUUAGCUCUAAUGUCCACUAGAGGUUUAGUAGAGGAGGCAUAUUCUCUCAUUCCAGCUUAUUGUCAUGAAUUAGAGCGUGUGAAUUCUGGUACAAGGACAUACAUCCAGAUCGAUGAGAACAAUCACUUUUUGUAUUUUUUUAUGGCUGUUGGGGCAUGUAUUAGAGGGUUUCAAUCUUUGAUGCGGCCAGUCAUUGCUAUGGAUGCCACGCAUUUAAAAUGUAAGUAUAAGGGUGUCCUCUUUGUUGCUAAUGCAUUUGACGGAAAUCGAAAUAUAUAUCCUCUUGCUUUUGGAAUUGGGGAUUUAGAGACGAAUGCAUCAUGGCAUUGGUUUUUCAGUAAACUUCAUGAAGCCAUUGGUGAGUGUCCAAAUCUUGUGAUUAUUUCUUAUUGGAAUAUUAGCAUAGAGAAUGUGUGGCACAACGUUUUUCCAACGGCGCAACAUGGCAUAUGCUUUUACCAUAUGAAGGGAAACAUGAAAGGCACUUUCAAAUUGAAAAAACAUGAUAAAUUAUUGCUAUACUUUGAACAAGCUGCGAAAUCUUAUGGUAUCGCUAAAUUUGAUCGUCAUUUUCGCAAGAUCAAGGGAAAUGAUGAGGUUGCUCAAUAUCUUGAAAGUGCAAGAUUACACAAAUGGUCUAGAGCUCACAUGGAUGGACGUCGAUACAAUGUAAUGACAACAAAUAUUGCAUAG
Molecule: messenger RNA, 867 nt
Organism: Prunus persica (peach)
Lineage: Eukaryota; Viridiplantae; Streptophyta; Magnoliopsida; Rosales; Rosaceae
Exons: 1
Coding region: 1-867 (288 amino acids)
Source: RefSeq, a predicted model, not a curated record